Anopheles coustani is the source of this 1228-nucleotide messenger RNA. Its product is annotated as 4-hydroxyphenylpyruvate dioxygenase. Gene Ontology annotation, cellular component: endoplasmic reticulum membrane; Golgi membrane. Bases 1 to 1152 code for a protein of 383 amino acids. Lineage: Eukaryota; Metazoa; Arthropoda; Insecta; Diptera; Culicidae. Gene Ontology annotation, biological process: L-tyrosine catabolic process. The record is from RefSeq and is a predicted model, not a curated record. Gene Ontology annotation, molecular function: 4-hydroxyphenylpyruvate dioxygenase activity. The transcript is spliced from 3 exons.
AUGGUGAGUACCACGUACACCGAUAAAGGCCCGAAACCCGACGGUGGCAAGUUUCUCUCGUUCGACCACAUUACGUUCUAUGUGGGCAACGCCAAACAGGCGGCCAGCUAUUACACAACUCGCUUCGGCUUUGAGGACUACGCCUACCAGGGCCUGGAGACCGGAAGCCGCCAGCUGGUGAAACAUGCCGUCCGUCAGAACCGGAUCGUGUUCGUGUUCGUGUCGGCGUACGAGCCGGGUCACCGUGAGCUCGGAGACCACCUGGUACGUCACGGAGACGGAGUUAAGGAUGUUGCUUUCGAGGUAGAGGACCUCGACGUGAUCGUGCGCCGGGCGAAGGAGCGCGGGGCCAAGGUGGUGCGUGACGUGUGGGAAGAGUCGGAUGAGCACGGUACGGUGCGCUUUGCAACGGUGCAAACGUACGGCGAUACGGUGCAUACGUUCGUCGAGCGGCACCGCUACCGGGGCCUGUUCCUGCCUGGAUUCAAGCCUCCACUGCACACGGAUGUGUUGCUCCGUCUGCUGCCAACGGUGGGGCUGAACUUUAUCGAUCACGUCGUGGGCAAUCAGCCGGAUUUGCAGAUGGAAUCGGUUGCCGCGUGGUACGAGAAGGUGCUCAUGUUUCACCGUUUCUGGUCGGUGGACGACAGCCAGAUCCACACGGAGUAUUCGGCCCUGCGCUCGAUCGUGAUGACCAACUACGAAGAAACUGUCAAGAUGCCAAUCAACGAACCGGCAAAGGGGAAGAAGAAGUCACAGAUCGAAGAGUACGUAGAGUACUACGGUGGAGCCGGCGUACAGCACAUUGCCCUCAACACGAGCGACAUCAUCGGAGCGAUCCGAAAUUUGCGUGCCCGUGGCCAGCAAUUCCUCUCCAUUCCCGACGCGUACUACGAUCAGCUGCGCGAGCGACUUAAGUCGAGCAGUGUAAAGAUCAAGGAGGAUCUGGCGGUGCUGCAGGAGCUGAAGAUUCUGAUCGACUACGAUGAGAACGGAUACCUGUUGCAAAUCUUUUCCAAAAACAUGCAAGACCGACCGACACUUUUCAUCGAGGUUAUUCAACGACACAAUCACAAUGGUUUCGGUGCAGGAAACUUCAAAGCUCUAUUCGAGGCGAUCGAGGCGGAACAGGAAAAACGAGGAAACUUGUAAGCGGUUCAGUUAUGGAUGACUGAUUUAUGGAUAAUCCAAUCAACAAUAUUUGCGUUGGAAGAUUUCAGUUGCAAAA